Messenger RNA from Nannospalax galili (Upper Galilee mountains blind mole rat), 2099 nucleotides. It is a transcript of the gene Stk25, whose product is annotated as serine/threonine kinase 25. Gene Ontology annotation, biological process: protein phosphorylation. The record is from RefSeq and is a predicted model, not a curated record. Gene Ontology annotation, molecular function: protein kinase activity; ATP binding. Bases 226 to 1506 code for a protein of 426 amino acids. The transcript is spliced from 12 exons. Lineage: Eukaryota; Metazoa; Chordata; Mammalia; Rodentia; Spalacidae.
GGAACUCCUAGUCCCACAGAGCUGCGCGCUCGCCUCGACUCCCUGGUAGCCACCGCCUCCACCUAGCGGGCUGCGAAACCGGGGUGUUCUGGGCGACCGAGCUGCGAGAGCGAGCCGCCGUUGGGGUUGCGGAGCGGCCCGGGAGGCCGGGAUGGAGCCGCCCGGAGGUGCCUGAUCGGGCGGGCCGAGCGGCGGCGGCAGACGGCCGGCCGCGCCGGCGGGGAUAUGGCUCACCUCCGAGGCUUCGCGCAUCAGCACUCUCGUGUGGACCCAGAGGAACUCUUCACCAAGCUUGACCGCAUUGGCAAGGGCUCGUUUGGGGAGGUGUACAAAGGCAUCGACAACCACACCAAGGAGGUGGUAGCCAUUAAGAUCAUUGACCUGGAGGAGGCUGAAGAUGAGAUCGAGGACAUCCAACAGGAGAUCACUGUGCUCAGCCAGUGUGACAGUCCUUAUAUUACCCGCUACUUCGGCUCCUACCUGAAGAGCACCAAGCUGUGGAUUAUCAUGGAGUACCUGGGUGGUGGCUCUGCACUGGACCUGCUGAAACCUGGUCCCCUGGAGGAGACCUAUAUUGCCACCAUCCUGCGGGAGAUCCUGAAGGGCCUGGAUUAUCUUCACUCAGAGCGCAAGAUCCACCGAGACAUCAAAGCUGCCAAUGUGCUGCUCUCAGAGCAGGGUGAUGUGAAGCUGGCAGACUUCGGGGUAGCAGGGCAGCUCACAGAUACACAGAUCAAGAGGAACACGUUUGUGGGUACUCCCUUCUGGAUGGCACCUGAGGUUAUCAAGCAGUCAGCCUACGAUUUCAAGGCUGACAUCUGGUCCUUGGGCAUCACAGCCAUUGAGUUGGCCAAGGGGGAGCCUCCAAACUCUGACCUCCACCCCAUGCGCGUCCUGUUCCUGAUUCCCAAGAACAACCCACCCACACUGGAGGGCCAUCACAGCAAGCCCUUCAAAGAGUUUGUGGAGGCCUGCCUCAACAAGGACCCCCGAUUUAGGCCCACUGCCAAGGAGCUCCUGAAGCACAAAUUCAUUACACGCUACACCAAGAAGACCUCCUUUCUCACUGAGCUCAUCGACCGCUACAAGCGCUGGAAGUCUGAGGGGCACGGCGAGGAGUCUAGCUCUGAGGACUCUGACAUUGAUGGCGAGGCUGAGGACGGGGAGCAGGGCCCCAUCUGGACGUUUCCCCCGACUAUCCGGCCAAGUCCACAUAGCAAGCUGCACAAGGGGACAGCUCUGCAUGGCUCACAGAAGCCUGCUGAGCCUGUCAAGAGACAGCCAAGGUCCCAGUGCUUGUCCACACUUGUCCAGCCUGUCUUUGGAGAGCUCAAAGAGAAACACAAACAGAGCGGUGGGAGCGUGGUUGCCCUGGAGGAGCUAGAGAAUGCCUUCAGCCUGGCUGAGGAGUCCUGCCCCGGCAUCUCAGACAAACUGAUGGUGCACCUGGUGGAGCGUGUGCAGAGGUUCUCACACAGCAGGAACCACCUGACAUCUACCCGCUGAGUAUGCUGUUCUUCAUAGAGAAGAGUGCUUUUUGUUUUGCGCUCUGAAAGGACCGACUUGGAAGCCCCUUUGUGCUGUGUUGCAACUACAAGGACAGGCCAGCCUGCAGGCCUCACAAGCCUGCCUUCUGGUCAGGUCACCUUCCUUCUGCCCCACCAUAGUGUGCUGCCUCACACAGCAGCCACUGUACACCAGUGCCCACCUCCUACUUGCUUGGCUGAAGCUGUCAAGUAGCCAGGAGCCCUUGGGAAAACUGGGCAGCCAUUUGGGGGCUAGCAUGGCGUUUUAGACUCCGAGGCCCCUGCAGCUGCCAGACCAAGGAGCAGAGCAACUAUUGGCCAGCUCUGGCUCCUCCCCUACUCCAGGGACAUUAUCUUGGGUGGGUGGGGCGGGGGGGAGUCGCAUGGUAGCCCAAGAUGGUCAUUCUUUGCCUUGUGGUGUCAGUUCAGGUACUGUGUGUUCUCAUGAGUACUCGAAUCAUCCAGAAUAUUUUGUUUUUUAAAGAAACUUCUUGCUAAGCAUUCUAAGAGUAAGGUGUUAGUUUUCAUAGAGCAUUGAAGGCCCCACUACUUUCAAUAAAGACCUGGAUUGGA